Messenger RNA from Bactrocera oleae (olive fruit fly), 1177 nucleotides. Its product is annotated as seminal metalloprotease 1. Gene Ontology annotation, molecular function: metalloendopeptidase activity; zinc ion binding. The record is from RefSeq and is a predicted model, not a curated record. NCBI's taxonomy places the organism in Eukaryota, Metazoa, Arthropoda, Insecta, Diptera, Tephritidae. Gene Ontology annotation, biological process: proteolysis.
GUUUAUGGAAAAUAUAUUUAGUUGCUUUUAACACUUAACUUACCUAAUUAGAUACCCUCAAUUUGUAUAAAAAGCAAUCUAAAAGUGGUCACCCACUGCAGUAGUUUAAGUCAAGUACUGGGGAACAUUACUAUACGGAUAAAACUUGUUCGAAAAUUUUAAAUAGCGGCAAUGAAGACAUUUCUGAAUUUGGUGUUGCUAUUCAUGAUUAGUACAAGUCGAGCUUUACCAGAAAACUCAUCGGCGGAAGAAGAUCCCGAAGAAAUAGCGGGCUUAUUCGAAGGUGAUAUAGUAUUACAACUCUCAGAGCGUAGUUGUAUGCGCAGUGAAGAUCACCAUUGGCCCCAUGGUAAAGUCUAUUAUAAGUUUAGCGAAGGAUCUUUCGAUCAAGUACAAACAUCAUUUAUUAAAGGUGCCAUGAAAACCAUAGAAGAUGUUUCGUGCGUCCGGUUUAUUGAGGCCGACGAUUACCAGCCAUAUUUUCUCAACAUUACGGCCAUGAAUCGCGGUUGUUAUGCAACUGUCGGUUUUUGGAACAAGAUUCAAUCAUUUAAUCUAAAAUCGUACCCAAUCGGUGAAGGCUGCUACCGCCCGGGCACUAUAGUGCAUGAAUUGUUACACUCUCUCGGUUUCUAUCACAUGCAGAAUGCUUAUAAUCGUAAUAAAUAUGUUCGAGUUGUUCGGAAAAAUAUUAAAAAGGGCCAUGAGCAUAAUUUUAGAAAAUACCCCAAAAGGUUAUCCAGUAAUUUUGGUCAAAAAUACGAUUAUGGUAGUAUAAUGCAUUAUUCGCCUCAUGCUUUUUCGAUAAAUGGUAAAAAGACUUUAGAGCCAUUGACGAAAUUACCGAAGGGUCUAUUGGGUCAGCGCAAGGGUUUUAGCGAAUAUGACAAAAAAAAGUUGAAUAAAAUGUAUGGCUGCAGUAAGAAAAAGAAAAAUUACACACAUGAGUGACUUUAAAACACUGUGGUUUUAUAUAUAAUAGAAAUUUCAAUGGUUUUUUAAUUUUUUUUAUUCGAUGUCAAUAACGUUUACCCAGAAAUUCAUUUAAAUUGUUUGUUUAAAAGUUAGAACUCUGCAAAUAUGCCAGAAACUGGGUACUGUCAAUUACCUUAGUAAAGAAAUUGUAUGUGAACGAAUUCAAGCCAUAUAAUUUUUAAUAUACAGGAUGUUAUCAAAA